AGAAAAUCUCUCUAGUCAAAUUGAUGAAAUAUGGAUACCACAACAAAUUAUACAUAUAGUCACCCAACCUACACUUACCUCUGCAAUUCAGAUUACACAUAGUGAUUACUGUAUCAUACACACCAAUUUACAAUUGUAUGUCAACCCUCCCAAAUGCCACAAAAAACAUAAGUUUAAAACUUAUAAAUAUGAUACUAUGACCCCAGAAUUGUGGGAUCAAUUUCAACAAGACACCCAAUAUAUCACAUCACAGAUUACUGAAACUAUAGCACAUAUACUUUCAGUUAACUAA
This is a messenger RNA of Ambispora leptoticha, 292 nucleotides long. Lineage: Eukaryota; Fungi; Glomeromycota; Glomeromycetes; Archaeosporales; Ambisporaceae. The record is from the annotation of a GenBank genome assembly.